Molecule: messenger RNA, 862 nt
Organism: Cricetulus griseus (Chinese hamster)
Lineage: Eukaryota; Metazoa; Chordata; Mammalia; Rodentia; Cricetidae
Source: RefSeq, a predicted model, not a curated record
UCUGGAUGAGUAGAGGGUGGGGCCUGAGGUGCUCGCUUGCGGCGGGGAGGUGGAGGCGGGGCCUCCUGUCGCACUGGCCUCCUGAGCUGGGGAGCGAGCUUGGCGGUGACGCGGGGCCCUCACGUGACCUGGGGCUGCAGAGCGACGCAGCCUUGGGUGCAGUCGUCACUUGUGUCUGGCCACCAGCGCUUUGCUUCCCUGCGCAGGGCGGGCUGGCAUCGGGCCCUGGGCGAGCGGAGCAGGUAAGAGGCCCAAAACAAAAUCUCAUCAUGGCAAAUAUCCACCAGGAAAACGAAGAGAUGGAUCAGCCCCUGCAGAAUGGACAAGAAGAUCGCCCUUUGGGAGGAGGUGAUGGCCACCAGCCUGCAGCAAACAACCACAACCGAAGAGGACAGGCUCGCCGGCUUGCCCCUAACUUUCGAUGGGCCAUACCCAAUAGGCAGAUUCAUGAUGGGUUGGGUGGAGAUGGAGAUGAUAUGGAAAUGUUCAUGGAGGAGAUGAGAGAAAUCAGGAGAAAACUUAGGGAGCUACAGUUGAGAAAUUGUCUGCGCAUUCUUAUGGGGGAGCUCUCUAAUUACCAUGAUCACCACGAUGAAUUCUGCCUUAUGCCUUGACUUCAGCCAUUUUCCAUGAGAUUCAUACUGUGAUUCCCAAUGUAUUCCUAUUCCUUGCAUUUUCCUGACAAUGCCUUUACUAAUCUUUGUGGUGAGCCUUGUGUUAUUUCCAUGUGCCAGGUGGGUUUUUGUGUUGCCAGCUUCUCUAACUGGAGAUUGCCUUCCCACUCAGUGUACAUUUCUGUCAACAAUACAGUGUUGCCCAUUUGCAUGGAAAAUGUAAAGUAAAUAAAGCAACUGAAAAGCAA